AUGGCAGAAACGAGGAGAGUCGACUAUGCGAACGAGAAACAAGAAGUCAGCUAUGCAGAGAAUGCACAUGAACCUGCUGAUUCGUCUUUGGAUUUGCAAAAGGAGAUGACGCUUCAAGGUGUCGACAUGAAGAACACUCACGCCGUCAAGGGAGACGACUCUGACGGCAAGAUCAUCUGGAGUGUGCGUAGUAUCUUCGCCGCCAUCUUCCUUGCUGCUCUUUACACCGGAUCGCAGAUCAUUCUCUACUUCACUGGCGGCUCUCUUGCCUUUAUUGCCGCUGAUAACAACAUUACCACUGGAAUUGCUUGGCUCCCAACUGCAAAUAUUCUUGCUAUUGCAGCGGCGUGUCCGUAUGCUGGCUAUCUCCAGGAUCUCUUUGGGAAACGCUACAUUGCCCUAUUCGGCUCAUUUUGCAUUUGCGUCGGAUGCGCACUGGUAGGCUCCGGUCGCUCGUAUGCUCAACUGGUCGCUGGCACGUCACUCUCGUCGCUUGAAGCAACUUAUUCUGACAGCGAUAGGCAUGGCCAUUUCCGGUAUCGGUGCUGCCAUUGGAGAAUUGACUGGUCUCGCUGGUACCGAGGAUACUCGCUUGCCCUCGUCACAGCUUUUGUUAUCCCAUUCUGCCCAUAUUUAAUAUACGUGGAGAUGUGGUCGCACCAUGACACCACGGUGGGCUGGCGAUGGGGCCCUUGGGUCUCCCUCAUGUUCAAUGGUAUCGUGGGCAUUGGUCUCGCAUUCACAUAUUUCCCGCACAAUCAAACUCGCGCAGAAGGGUUCUCGCGCAUGGCAAUUCUCAAGCGUAUUGAUUACAUUGGAGGUUUGCUUUCCAUCACGGGCUUGACGCUAUUCCUUGUCUCGCUCCAGGCAGGCGGAUAUUCGCACCCCUGGAAAUCGAGCUAUGUUCUUGGUACCUUGCUCUCUGGUCUUGCACUCAUUGCUGGCUGGAUUGUCUGGGAGGCCAGGUUUGCUCGCCACCCGAUGAUACCACGAGAGCUGUUUAAAGGUCAACGGAUUGUCGGCCUGGCUUAUGUCGUCGCAUUUACUGCUGGUAUGAAUUUUUUCUCCAUCCUUAAUUUCUUCCCCAUCACAUUCACCAGUGUGUACGAUCCGGUCCCCAUUCGAAUUGGACUGCGUGGUCUGGGUCCCGGCCUCUGCACCGCCGUCGGCGCCAUCGUGUUCAACGCAGCUCUCUCCAAAUUCCCCUACCACACUCGCGAAGUUCUGCUCCUCGCCGUCGUCCUCAUGACCACGUUUGCCGGUGCACUCGGAGCCUCGACACCAGAGAAUGAGAGUAUGACACUUGCAUUCGGGUCGAUUGCUGGGUUUGGUGUGGGCGGCGUGCUCGUCCCCGCUGCUACAAUCGCCAUGUUGGUGUGCCCCGAUGCUAUUAUUACUACCGCUGCUGCACUCUCCCUGUCUAUUCGUACCGUCGGUGGGACAAUCGGUUAUUCCAUCUAUUACAACAUCUUCAUCACGAGGCUCACUAAGAAGCUACCCUUGUACACCGCAGAGUAUGCGGUCAAGGCUGGUCUGCCUCUUUCCUCGGAAGAGUCCUUUGUUGGACUCUUCCUCAUAGAGCCAGCGAAACUAGCAACGACGCCGAUUCCAGGGGUGACGCCCGCGAUCGUUGCGGCGGCGACCAGGGGCACGCAGUGGGCGUACAGUGAGAGCUUGAAAUAUGUCUGGCUCACGUCAAUUGCUUUUGGGAGUGUGGCUGUAAUCUGCACGAUCUUGCUACCCAGUACGGCCAAAUAUCAGACCAAUCGUGUUGCUGUGCAGAUUAGCUAG
Plenodomus lingam JN3 is the source of this 1791-nucleotide messenger RNA. NCBI's taxonomy places the organism in Eukaryota, Fungi, Ascomycota, Dothideomycetes, Pleosporales, Leptosphaeriaceae. The record is from RefSeq and is a predicted model, not a curated record.